Marasmius oreades (fairy-ring Marasmius) is the source of this 1453-nucleotide messenger RNA. RefSeq lists its product as uncharacterized. The coding region runs from base 158 to 1222 and encodes 354 amino acids. The record is from RefSeq and is a predicted model, not a curated record. NCBI's taxonomy places the organism in Eukaryota, Fungi, Basidiomycota, Agaricomycetes, Agaricales, Marasmiaceae. The transcript is spliced from 9 exons.
AAUGUAGCCAAUCACGGGCUUUGACUCGCGAUGUGUUCCACAUGUGUCAUUAUGGCAACCUGGUUCUGCAAAUUUUCCAAGGGAAACUGGCUUAUACGCAUCACUAUAUAUAGUCGAGUCAAACCGACCGCCAGCUUUCGGAAACAACGUGCCCAUCAUGGCAAAGGAUGCCCCGCUGGUCUCAACCAGCCUCGCCACAGUUCCAAUCGAAAGCGCAUUGUUUGGCACUUUCUUACUUCUCAGUGCCAUCUCGAUCUAUGCUAUGAUCAAGGCCGAUGGACGGGACACACCUCGCUACGGUCAUGCGGUCAACUCGGUCUCCUCUGCCUCUCUGGCGCGCACAUUCAAGCGCCCUGCAUUCAUUGUCGCGAUCGCACUUCUAAUAACAGUGACCGGUCAUUGGAUCUGUACAUUCAUGCGUCUCUUUCUGGCUAUCCUCCACUCCGAGGACCCGCUAGUCUUCUACGCAACCCUUUCCGAACCCACUGAGGUUAUUAAGACCGGUUUUCUAAUGGCAUCCUUGGUUUUGGGGGACUCGAUGAUUAUAUAUCGUUUAUGGGUGGUGUGGGACCGGAGGUGGGCUAUCGUUAUUUUCCCACUUUUGUCGGUCACAGGACUGGUUGUUGCCGGCAUUGGUAUUACCUAUCAAUUUGCUAUAUUCCCGGAGGGGCACGACGUCUUUGCUAGCGAGGCGGGUCGCUGGAUCACUUCGGACACGGUCCUCACUCUAUGCACGAACGUCUAUUGCAGCGUGCUGAUUGCUUGGCGCAUUUGGAAUAUGAGUAAAGGGUCGUCCCCGUUUGCGGUUACUGGUAAAGUUAACGUCGUCACGAAAUCCCUCAUAGUCUUCAUCGAAAGUGCUGCUCUAUACGCCAUCUGGACAAUUCUCUUCCUCGCAACGUAUCAGUCUAGAACCAACAUGCAGUUCUUCGUGGUCGACUGUUGGCCUGUCAUGGCUGGGAUAUCUUUUAUGUCAAUCAAUGCACGCAUCUUUCUCUCCAUGGAAGCCAACAACAAGCCGAAGCAUGGUUCAGGCUCUAUCCCUAGUAACCCGCGAUACCUGGCCCCGUAUACCGCUCACUCGGAGGCGAUGGUAGGACAUAACAACUACCCGCUCAAUCCAAUCGAUCCAGUCGCCGUAACAAUCAGCCAUAUCGUGGAGAACGACCAAGACCAUCCAUCGACCAGGAAAGGAGAACUGUGGGGAAGCGAUCAUGAUUGACCCCAAUAUGCCUCAAGGUACCUAGGUUCCAGGCGACAUUUCCCUAUUCUCCAGGAUGUUCAUCUUCCUGUCUCCCCCUCGACUUCCAGAAUCACUUUCACUUAGUAUCUUUGUGAUAUAUGGUUUUCUUGCUCUACGAGGAACUUGAAGUACGAACUCCUAUUCCGCGAUUGGGAUAAUCAAUAGUAGAAUCCAUUUUCAUAAGUGCCAAAUUGUCACAACCAACACCAG